Molecule: messenger RNA, 1053 nt
Organism: Bacidia gigantensis
Lineage: Eukaryota; Fungi; Ascomycota; Lecanoromycetes; Lecanorales; Ramalinaceae
Exons: 2
Coding region: 1-1053 (350 amino acids)
Biological process (GO): transmembrane transport; zinc ion transport
Cellular component (GO): membrane
Molecular function (GO): metal ion transmembrane transporter activity
Source: RefSeq, a predicted model, not a curated record
AUGGGCGUAUUAGUCGGCACCGCGCUGAUUGUCAUUGUUCCCGAGGGAGUAGAGACCCUCUACAGCGCUAGCGACUAUAGUGCGCAGACACAUACGAAAAGAUUCGAUGCAGAAAGGCCGCAGCUACUCCGGGCCAGGGCGCUGGCCGACGUAUAUGAUGAAGAAGCAGUACGUCCACUGUUGUCAUGGAAUACCAGGCGCGACGACAAGCCUGAUGUAGGCGACCUCAACGCUAUGCCCGGGCUUGUUAUACCGCCAGGAGUCGAAGCAGAAACCGAAUCCGACCCUUCGCACUCUCCUCCCCCUAAAACGCCGACAGAGCCAGGGGUAGUAGGGAUUCUGGGAGGAGACGACAAUCUCUCAAAGCCAUCCGACCUGGCCCCUCCGAAGAGUCAGAAAAAGGAGCCUGCUGAUUCCCUCACUCCACCAUCAAAAUCGACGCCCGAGCGCGAACCACACGCUUGGAUUGGUCUCUCCCUCAUUCUUGGCUUCAUUCUUAUGUACCUCCUUGAUACGCUCCCCUUGUUUGAUCCGAAACCUGCCGCCCGACCGCAUAGCAAUAUCUAUUCGCUCUCCGACCUUUCUUCCUCUCCAGUCUCAACACCGGCGCCCCCACUACGCUCGCUUUCGACCACGCUUGGCCUUUGCAUACAUGCAGCCGCGGACGGUAUCGCAUUGGGUGCUUCUUCUUCCUCGGCAUCUACAAGCUCACUGAGUUUAAUCAUCUUCGUCGCUAUCAUGGUACAUAAAGCGCCCGCAGCGUUUGGCUUGACCAGUGUGCUGCUGAAGCAAGGAUUGGGCAAACGGGGCGCGAGGGCGCAUUUGGUGGUUUUCAGUCUUGCAGCACCGGCUGGAGCGCUAGCAACAUGGAUUCUUGUAAAAGUUCUUAGUGGAGGUUGGGAGAGCGAGCCAGCAGUCAUGAAGUGGUGGACAGGCGCGGGAAGCGCACGGCAGCAAAGGAAAGGAAAGGAGAGCAAGAGUCCCAAGCUAGUCUUAGCUGCUGUUGGGGGGAUGCUCUUACCUCUGAUCACACAAAUAGGUCAUGCGCACUAG